UUUCGAUCCAUCACUGAUCAAAUUCUCAGUGGCAUUCAUAUUAUCAACAUAAACGAGCUGAUUCCUGGAAGUGCUUUUGACAACAAAAUCAACAAUGAAGGGAAGUACGAGUCUACCGUGUGUGUUCGGCAAGAUGAAAUUGACAAGAAUUCUCUACUGAAUGCCAGGAUUACCUUUGAGCAGGAAGAUCCAGAUACAGUGGCUCGUAGUGAACCUCACAAUAACCAGGCGAAAGGAGAUACUGCAUCUACACUCCGACAAGACUACAAUGGUGGAAAUCCCAUUGCCUGUCGUGUCUUGGUGGCCAAUCAUGCCGAUUAUCACUACGAAUUGAUCGAAAGUGUCAUUCUCAAAUAUCCACUACCCUGGGACGAAAUGCCCUGUGAUUUUUCCAAAAGCAAUGUGGUCGUCUUUGAUGUCGCAAUGGUCCUGUAUCCCUCCAAAGCCAAGGAAUUGCCAGCCUUCAAGCCAUAUUACUACUCCUAUCUACAAGGAGGAGUGCCACGACGACGCAUGGUGGCAGAAAGCAAACGCAAUACGACUGCCAACAAUGAAAAAUAUGAAAAUGUCAUGGCCGUCAUGGGGGAUGUGGGCAGUCCAUGGGAGAUGGAAAAAUACGAGGGGAUCUAUGCCGCGCAAAUUGCGGUCAGUUGUGGGACCAUUGAUCCCAAAGGAUUUGUCAAUCGCAGUCCCUUUCACUUUUGUGUGCAGCAUCUAUCAUGCGAUGCAACUGAAACCUUCUGUGACGAAAACACCAGAAAAAGGUCCUGUUGGCUUAGUCCCAUGCACAAUCGGACAUGCUAUUUCUUGGCAGAUGUCUUCCCCAUGUUUCCAGAUUCAGAACAAUGUCAAAAACAGCCACAAACCAGUGAUAAUAACAACAACAACAAACUUCGUCUUUGCACAGUUGGUUCCGCCAAGCAUCAUGGCAAGUUGGCAGCUGUCUUUGGGGCUGACGCCAACUAUUACCGACAGCAUGUCAAAUUGUAUAUACAUCAUCGAUUUGGGAUGCUACAAGACUACGUCAUUAACAAAGUUGAGGAUGUUGUUGUCAUUGCCAAUCAUUCCAGCUUUAUUGGAUUCCAACAAUCCGUGUCCAAAUGCGAUAUUUUGCUGCCAUUGCUGUUUCCGGUUGGCGGAAUGAUGGGGUACUUCCAUUUCAAUCGCAAAUCACUCAAAUUAUCGGGCAGCAUGUCUCAAUUGAUUGCUUAUCAUUUGCCCUCUGUCAUGCACAAGGAUAUAUAUGAUUCCUACAAGGAUGUGCUCACGGCACCAGCAACAACACACGAUAUGACAGAAGAGAGUCUGGACCGGGCACUCAAGCAAAUGAUCCAAACUGUCACCCAAGAAAGGGAGAAGCCGUGCAACCAUAUCCACAAUUUUGUACGAGGGAGACAGUGCCUGCCACCACUACCAUUGCAGCCCCAACUCCAACAAAAGUUGGUGGCUUCUGCCAAAAAAGGUUUCUAGUAGCCAGGAGAUAUGAAGGCCAUUGCACACUACCGCUAAAGGCAACAACAACAAUCAGUACCGUACCCACAAACAUCCCCAAGCAACCCCUAGAUCCAAAAUUGAAUGCCAUAUGAACGUUGGGUUUGCUCGCGAGAAGAAAGUCGAUACAUGGGGAAAGGAGAAACAAGAACAGCAACGGAAACAACAGCACUGCUCGACUACGUCGACAUUCCCCCCAAGGCCAAGCCCAGGCCGGGCAAGCCACGGAAAGAGACCAUGACAAAGUUGCCCGCUCCUGGCUCAAGCGUCCUCCUUUUAGCAGAAAGCAAGAUCCGGUCUGGACGAACUGUUGUGGCGAUUGAAUUUAGCGGAAGCUGGUUGGAAUUGAACGGAGCAAAAGGCCCUGUUAUGAAGCAUACAUGCUUGUGCAACUGACAGGUAUUGUGUCAUGUCAUGCUUGGAGCUUGAAGUGUCCAUCGCAAAAGAAUGCCGGAUUGUUGCUGUUUACUCCAUCGGUAUUGGCAGGAUUGGGAUGUCAAAACAGAGGCUCCCAAUGCCCCGCCGCCACCUAGAACCCGCCAGUUGUAAUCAUGAUUAUCUACUGCACUUUUAAAGUGCCUAUGGCUUAGUUCGAGUUUCAUCUCUGCAUGCACUCUACCGUACUGUUAUCCC
This is a messenger RNA of Seminavis robusta, 2124 nucleotides long. Lineage: Eukaryota; Bacillariophyta; Bacillariophyceae; Naviculales; Naviculaceae. The record is from the annotation of a GenBank genome assembly.